Molecule: messenger RNA, 1923 nt
Organism: Chaetomium strumarium
Lineage: Eukaryota; Fungi; Ascomycota; Sordariomycetes; Sordariales; Chaetomiaceae
Exons: 2
Coding region: 1-1923 (640 amino acids)
Source: RefSeq, a predicted model, not a curated record
AUGACCUCCGCCGUCCUCGUGCGGACCUGCUUCGUCUCGGCUUGCGCCAACGCUCUUUUCAACAAACGCGAUCGCAAUCCGCUAGAUUUUCACAAGGUAGCCGUCGUCGCCAGAAGAACGACCCGUUCCACCGCUCUUUCGUACGGAUAUCGCUUCCGCCGACACUCGCUCACCACUCCAGCCGGCCCCGGUCGUCGACGGAGGGCUCCGUGGUCCGUUUAUUAUCCCGGGACUCUGCGCAAGCCGUCACAUUCUCUUCGCCCGCCUAGACUAGGCACAAACCAAGCCGGGAUAACCCGCCGUGUCCCGCUGAACACAGAAGCUAUGGACGAGAUGGUGCUGCUCCAGCGCAGUCUGAACCAACCCAUCGGGAAUGGGACCCCGACCCCUGAGCCCAGGCGUCAUCAGAGCCGUGGCGGGAGCCGCGAUGAAUCAAAACCGCGGCGCUUCCCCGAAGAACCUCUUGCAUCGCCUCAUUCACAUGUCGACGAUCUGAUAGAGACUCGUUCAGCAAGGUCUGCCUCGACAGCUUCAAGGAGUACCAACAGAUUAUCCCUGACUUUGCCUAUUGUACCCCCAGCCACCUAUCCUUCACGGCCAACCCCAUCCUCGUCAACAACGCCCGCAUUCCCGCCGACGCCGCUUGACACUCCCUCAUUAAUGUCACCGGUGGAUCCCAACGACUUCAUCACCGCGAUAGCAGCGCAGGAACGCCGCGUCCUGGAGCUUCGGGAAGAGCUCAACCGUGCAGAGCUGGACCUUGCAAGGCUGAAGAAGCAAUAUGCAACACAUGAGGCGUACAAGAAGAGGGGAGCGCGACGAAACAUUGAACCUCUUCCAGGCUUCGCACCUGCCGCCGAGCUACAGGACGAAAUUGCCAUCCGACGAAGCAUCGAGCUUGACAGAAGAAAGGCCCUUCUUGGCCAGCAGAACCAGCAGGCCACGCCUGAAAGGAGCCGGAGGCGUGUGUUUACAGGAAGCCACACACGCACUCUCUCUUUGCUAUCCCCAACGAAGCCGAGUGGCGGGUUCGAGGAUGAGCCGGAGACCUCCAGGAUCGACUCUAACGCUCGUCUUGCGUCCGCUACGGCAGCUGUUCCCGCUAAGCGCGCAUCGUGGACUUCCCGGCCAGCGCAGGCGAGUGGAAUGAAACAACUUGCCGAAGAUCUCAAAACCGGAAUCUGGACUUUCGUAGAGGAUCUACGUCAAGCCACGGUCGGCGACGAGCCCAUUACCGGUCAAGGAGUGUACAUGAGAGGCAUGGAUGGUAAUAUGAGGCCGACUAUGACUGGAAGCCUCAACAAUGGUGAUCAGGACACUAUCCGUGCAAGAGGCAACCCGAGGGCCCGUGCGUCAUCAGCCUUCGAGGAGACUUCCAGGGCAACAAAGGUGGAAAAGGGAAUGGACGCUGGGAAGGAAGAAGAGGACACGAGCAGCGAUGCCGCGCCCCCCAAACCGCCUCGACCCCUUCAGCGAUCUAAAACCGACGCAGACACCUCCAGGCCAACCAAGCGAUUCUCUUGGGCCCCGCUGACCAUCGACUCAUACGACGACAACGACUGGUCCAACUGGGACAGCCCAAACAUCUCAUCGCCGCGGUGGAGCGGCACGACCGUCAACGGCGACAUCAUACCCACCAUCCCCGAGAAGCGCGACAACGAGAGCGAGCUGACUCCUCUGAAGAAGACAUCCUCCAGGGAUUCCCGCACUACGCGCUCCCCAUCCCCAUCAUCGUCCUCGUCCCUGAGCCCAUCCAACAAGCUCGAGGAGCUCCUUCCGCCAGUGCUGAACAAGUUGACGCCGAGCAACAUCAAGCGGGCGGCGGGUGACUUUAUGAAAGAGUGGGAGCGGAGUCUGUCACCGCCUGAUAUGGCCUCACCCGUUGGUACCGGUCAUGAUGUGGGAAAGGAGAAGGGCGCAUGA